Messenger RNA from Ustilaginoidea virens, 1032 nucleotides. RefSeq lists its product as uncharacterized. Gene Ontology annotation, molecular function: exonuclease activity; nucleic acid binding. NCBI's taxonomy places the organism in Eukaryota, Fungi, Ascomycota, Sordariomycetes, Hypocreales, Clavicipitaceae. Gene Ontology annotation, biological process: rRNA processing; ribosomal large subunit assembly. The transcript has 3 exons. Gene Ontology annotation, cellular component: nucleus. The record is from RefSeq and is a predicted model, not a curated record. Bases 1 to 1032 code for a protein of 343 amino acids.
AUGCGGUGCGAGCGGUGCUCCAAAGUCCUCAAAAGGGAUCGACGAAACCGACCCUUGAAACCCAAGCUUCCGCUUACCCAAACCGCUGGACGUGCCACGUCCUCGCAAGACGACGACCCGGUGCUUUCUGGAUCCGGCCUCCGCAAGCUAAACAUCCACGGCCACUCGUGCGAGGCGGCUUCUGAGCCAGGCGAUUCCGAGCCUCGCCAGCCGGCGGGGAAGCUAGCCUGUCGAUUUCACCCAGGCAGAGUGGCGAACAAGACGUGGACAUGCUGCAGGAGACCGCCCUUGUCGAAGCCUUGCUCCGGGAAUACCCAGCACACUCCUCGCCAGUAUCCUAACGGCCAUCUCGAGAGAAACUGGCGCUUCUACGAGACUCCGUCCGAGAGGCAUGCAUCCCAUGUCGCCGCCGUUGCGCUCGACUGCGAGAUGGGAGUCGCCAGCUCGGGCGACAGCGAGCUGAUUCGCGUAUCCGUCCUGGACUUUUUCACCGGCGCGGUGCUUCUGGACAAGCUCGUGUACCCGAGCGUGCGAAUGGCGCACUACAACACCAGGUUUUCCGGCGUAACCUGGCAGGCAAUGGAAGAAGCCUGCCGCCGCCGCAACUGCCUGUUUGGAAGGGAUGCCGCAAGACAAGCGGUAUGCGAGCUCGUCGGGCCCGACACCGUGGUGGUCUGCCACGCAGGGCACGGAGACCUCGUUUCGCUGCGGUGGAUCCAUCGCCGAACCGUCGACACCCUCGUGAUCGAGACCAGGCGCCGAGAAAUAGAGCUUGCGUGCUCCAAGGUGAGGCAAGACUCGGAGCCCGCAGCCUCGCUCCCCCACGAGGUAGGACAGGGGGCUGUCAAGGCCCCAGAUGCGGCAGAACGCGAGCCUGCAGCACGACAAGACGGCUUGUCUCUCAAAGCCCUCGCCCUCCAGAGGCUCAAGAGAGCUAUCCAGGUCAGCGGCCGCGGGCAUGAUAGCGUGCAAGACGCCCUGGCAACCCGCGAUCUAGUGCAGUGGUACAUUGCCAACCCCGCCAGCUCGUGA